Molecule: messenger RNA, 326 nt
Organism: Pelagomonas calceolata
Lineage: Eukaryota; Pelagophyceae; Pelagomonadales; Pelagomonadaceae
Source: the annotation of a GenBank genome assembly
AUGCGCGUGAAACCCGAAUUGAUUUUGGCACAAACUCCUGCUUUGACCUGUUUUACGCCCAAAACUCGACGACCGUGACGUAUCUGCAACGAAGCGCCUACGAGCUUUUCUCGCGAGACGCGGAGUCGCGCGGUGUACGUUACACGCGCAGGUGCGCGAGCCCGUGGUCCGUCAUCUUCGACUUCGACAAGCGGAAUAAUUUUUAUUCCGACUACGUGCACAUGCUGGGCAAGGUGCGCGUCUACUCGCCCGAGGUCAUGAAGGUGGCCGCGGCGUGGCUCCGGAAGGCGGUCCGCAGAAUGUCCAAGUGCGUGAACGUGGCCUAG